AUAUAUAACCACUCCCUACCUGCAUGGCUCAUCACUUCACCAUUAUCCCCUUCUUUCUUCUCCAACGUAUCCAAUACUGAAGAAGAUCGAUCCUUACAUUUUCUUAAGAUCAAAAGAUGAGCAGGCCAGGAGAUUGGAACUGUAGGUCAUGCCAGCACCUCAACUUCCAGAGGCGUGACUCAUGCCAACGCUGUGGAGAUUCCAAGUCCGGCGUUGACUUUGGGGGUUUUGGUGGAAGAGGAGGAGGAGGAUCUUCGUUCGGCUUCAUGAGUACCGGCUCAGAUGUUAGGCCUGGCGACUGGUACUGCGCUGCUGGCAACUGUGGGGCGCACAAUUUUGCCAGCCGCUCCAGCUGCUUCAAAUGUGGUGCUUUCAAGGAUGACUCUGCUGCUGGUGGAGGCGGCGGCGGCUUUGACUCUGACAUGCCACGCUCCCGGGGUUUUGGGUUAGGACUUGGUGGCGGUGCUGGCGGCGGUGCUCGACCUGGAUGGAAAUCUGGAGAUUGGAUUUGUACCAGGUUGGGGUGCAACGAACACAACUUUGCGAGCAGAAUGGAAUGUUUUAGAUGCAAUGCCCCAAGAGACUCAUACUAGACAAGAUUUAACCAAUUUUGGGCAUUGCUGAUGAGCGAGAGAGAUGAUAUCAUGACCAGUUUUUCCUUCCCAAUUUCUUUGAGUUGCUAGCUCUAGGGUUUUUUCAUGGUGAAACAUGGCACAUAAGAACCCAUGUCCUCAUAAGCUACAUAUAUGCCUAGCAUUUUGUUAGGUUUCCCAUAAGAAUUAAAUUAAUCAAUGUAAUUUUGGUGCUUUUAAUUUCCCCAUUAUUGUCAUUUGUGUUAAACCUUUUAUUUAAUUAUUGUAAUGUGCCUGGUUUCUGAAA
Messenger RNA from Prunus avium (sweet cherry), 879 nucleotides. RefSeq names its product Ran BP2/NZF zinc finger-like superfamily protein. Gene Ontology annotation, molecular function: mRNA binding. Lineage: Eukaryota; Viridiplantae; Streptophyta; Magnoliopsida; Rosales; Rosaceae. The record is from RefSeq and is a predicted model, not a curated record. Gene Ontology annotation, cellular component: cytoplasm.